AUGUCAGUGACAGAUUAUACCAAUCGGUUUGAGAAACUAUGCCGGUUUUCUAGAAUUUGUCACGGUGCUCCGGAGGAUUUUGAAGAAUGGAAAUGCAUAAAAUAUGAAGGUGGUAUGCGGAGUGACAUUUUGAGUACAGUGGGUCCAAUGGAGAUCAGAAUAUUUUCUGAAUUAGUAAACAAUAGCAGAGUUGUCGAUGAUUGUGCGAGAAAGGCAGCAUUGGACAAGGGUGAUCACCGAACUUUUAAUAACUUUCGAGGAUUCAAUAAUAACAACAACCAGCGAAGAGGCAAAGGAAGGCAUAUUUGGAAUCCUCCCAACAACUUGACAUGUAGGAGAUGUGGGGCAUAUCAUCCUAAUUCUCCAUGUAGAGCUAGAGUAGGUGUAUGCUACUACUGUGGUGGAGCCGAACAUCUGUCUUGGAAUUGUCCAGAGAGGAAGAGACAGGAAGCUGAGAAAGUUCAGCAGCAGAGACGUGUGUUUACCAUAUCGGCGGAUGGUGCUGAGAGGUCAGACACUCUGAUCAGAGGUAAAUGUGAAAUUGGUGGUACAAUCUUAAUUGCUUUAUUUGAUACUAGGGCAUCACAUUCAUUUAUAUCAUUUGAGAAAGCUAAUGAGUUAGGAUUGAAGAUUACCAUGCUAACAUAUGAUUUGCAUGUACAUACUCUUGCCUCUGAGACCGUCGUAACUAGAUUAGGUUGUCAACAAGUUCCGUUCCGAAUUAAGCACCGAAUUUUUGUCCAUGAUUUAAUUUGUCUACCGAUGACUGGCCUCGAUCUCAUUCUGGGAUUGGAUUGGUUAUCAAAGAAUCAUGUUCUACUCGAUUGUUUUGAAAGAUCACUGUAG
Molecule: messenger RNA, 846 nt
Organism: Arachis duranensis
Lineage: Eukaryota; Viridiplantae; Streptophyta; Magnoliopsida; Fabales; Fabaceae
Exons: 2
Coding region: 1-846 (281 amino acids)
Molecular function (GO): zinc ion binding; nucleic acid binding
Source: RefSeq, a predicted model, not a curated record